Molecule: messenger RNA, 2064 nt
Organism: Rangifer tarandus platyrhynchus (Svalbard reindeer)
Lineage: Eukaryota; Metazoa; Chordata; Mammalia; Artiodactyla; Cervidae
Source: the annotation of a GenBank genome assembly
AUGUCUGGCUCUAGGCGGUGUUGGAGGAGAACUCUGCAUUUCUGCCAACUAGUCAGCACUACAGUGUCAAGUAAAAGGAAGGUAUAUUGGAGGAAGAAGAUGGUUCAUUCUGACUUGGAUAUCAAAGAACCUAAUUCACCUGAAUCCAGUCUAAAUGGAAGUGAUGAUAUGGUGGGGGAACGUGAAACUGAGUCCAAGGGCAACCUGUACAGCCAAUAUGAGGAGAAGGUGCGGCCCUGCAUUGAUCUCAUCGACUCCCUGCGGGCCCUGGGUGUGGAGCAGGACCUGGCCCUGCCCGCCAUCGCCGUCAUCGGGGACCAGAGCUCAGGCAAGAGCUCUGUGCUGGAGGCUCUGUCUGGGGUCGCCCUCCCCAGGGGCAGUGGUAUUGUUACAAGAUGUCCUCUCGUGCUGAGGCUGAAAAAACUUGGGAAUGAAGGCGAGUGGAAAGGCAAAGUCAGCUUCCUGGACAAAGAGAUUGAGAUUUCAGAUGCUUCACGGGUGGAAAAGGAAAUCAGUGACGCCCAGAUUGCCAUCGCUGGGGAAGGCAUGGGGAUCAGUCAUGAGCUGAUUAGUCUGGAGGUCAGCUCCCCUCAUGUCCCAGAUCUGACCCUGAUAGACCUUCCUGGCAUCACCAGGGUUGCUGUGGGCAACCAGCCGCUCGACAUUGAAUAUCAGAUCAAGUCUCUCAUCAGGAAGUAUAUCCUUAGGCAGGAGACCAUCAACUUGGUGGUUGUCCCUGCUAACGUGGACAUCGCCACCACAGAGGCGCUGCGCAUGGCUCAGGAGGUGGACCCCCAGGGAGAUAGGACCAUAGGAAUCUUGACAAAGCCUGAUCUGGUGGACAAAGGCACAGAAGACAAGGUCGUGGACGUGGUGAGAAACCUGGUCUUCCACCUAAAGAAGGGCUACAUGAUCGUCAAGUGCCGUGGCCAGCAGGACAUCCAGAAUCGACUGAGCCUGGCCAAGGCCCUGCAGAGAGAGCAGGCAUUCUUCGAGGAUCACACACAUUUCAGGGAACUUCUGGAGGAAGGGAGGGCCACUGUCCCCUGCCUGGCAGAAAGACUGACCAAUGAACUCAUCAUGCACAUUUGUAAAACUCUGCCCCUGUUGGAAAAUCAAAUAAAGGAGACUCACCAGAGAAUAACAGAAGAGUUACAGAAAUAUGGCAAGGACAUCCCAGAAGAAGAAAGUGAGAAAAUGUUCUCCCUGAUAGAGAAAAUUGAUACAUUUAAUAAAGAUAUCAUCUCAAGAAUAGAAGGGGAGGAAUUUGUGGGGCCGCUUGAGUCCCGACUAUUUACCCAAGUACGAGCCGAGUUCUGCAAAUGGAGUUCUGUGGUUGAGAAAAAUUUCCAAGAAGGUUAUAAAGACAUACUUAAAGAAAUCAGGCAAUUUGAAAAUCGGUAUCGUGGCAGAGAGUUGCCAGGGUUUGUGAAUUACAAGACGUUUGAGAUCAUCAUAAAAAAGCAGGUCAAAACCCUGGAAGAGCCGGCUGUGGACAUGCUGCACACAGUGACAGAUAUAAUCCGGAAUACCUUCACAUAUGUUUCAGGAAAACACUUUAGUGAAUUUUUCAACCUCCACCGAACUGCCAAGUCCAAAAUUGAAGACAUUCGAUUAGAACAGGAAGAAGAAGCUGAGAAGUCCAUCCGACUACAUUUCCAAAUGGAGCAGUUGGUCUACUGCCAGGACCAGGUGUACCGGCGUGCAUUGCAACAGGUCAGAGAGAAGGAGGCAGAAGAAGAAAAGAGGCAAAAAUCAAACCAUUCUCAACAGUCCCAGCCCUCAGAGCCCUCCGCAGCUGAGAUCUUCCAACACCUGACCGCGUACCACCAGGAGGUCAGCACGCGCAUCUCCAGCCACAUCCCCUUGAUCAUCCAGUUCUUCAUGCUCCGGACGUAUGGCGAGCAGCUCAAGAAGAACAUGCUGCAGCUGCUCCAGAACAAGGACCAGUACGACUGGCUGCUGAGGGAGCGAACGGACACCCGAGACAAGAGGAAGUUCCUGAAGGAGCGGCUGGAGCGGCUGGCCCGCGCGCGGCAGCGGCUCGCCAAGUUCCCGGGCUGA